Molecule: messenger RNA, 2307 nt
Organism: Nerophis lumbriciformis (worm pipefish)
Lineage: Eukaryota; Metazoa; Chordata; Actinopteri; Syngnathiformes; Syngnathidae
Source: RefSeq, a predicted model, not a curated record
CUCGGCCAAAAGGAAGACGCGGCUCCAGGGACCAUGUCCGAAAAUGGCCCUCGCUCCGAGGCGCCGCUGUACUUCGAGGUAGAGGUGGACCCUUUGGAAGGGGGCGACGAAGACGACGACGACAAGCUGCACUUUGACAAAGGUGACGGCCUGAUGGCGGAACCCUCGUCGUCCGGCGGACGCGUGUACGACCGCACCACCGUGCUCAUCGAGCGCGACCCCAUCCGACUGGACGAAGAGGGCGAGGAGGAGGGCCACUGCGGAGGCGACGACGAUGGCGUCGCCUUCCUUACUGAGGGCGACGAGGAGGAGGGUUCGCUGGCCUUCAUGGCCGACCGCGACGCAAUGUCGCAGGGAUACGUGCACCACACCAUCUCGCCGGACCAGAUUCAGUUCACCAUCAAUCCGGGCUCCACACCCAUGCCGCGGAAUAUCGAGGGCGCCACACUCACACUGCACUCGGAGUGUCCGGAGACCAAGCAGACAGAGGUAAAACGCUACCAGUGCAUGUUCGAAGGCUGCACCAGGACUUACAGCACGGCGGGAAACCUGCGCACGCACCAAAAGACCCACCGCGGCGAGUACACGUUUGUCUGCAACCAGCAAGGCUGCGGCAAGGCCUUCCUCACCUCGUAUAGCCUCAAGAUCCACGUCCGCGUUCACACCAAGGAGAAGCCGUUCGAGUGCGACGUACAAGGCUGCGAGAAGGCCUUCAACACCUUGUACAGGUUAAAAGCACACCAGAGACUACACACGGGAAAAACAUUCAACUGUGAAUCCGAAGGAUGCACAAAGUACUUUACGACACUCAGCGACUUGAGGAAGCACAUUCGUACGCACACUGGAGAGAAGCCCUUCCGGUGCGACCACAACGGUUGCGGCAAAGCUUUUGCAGCAAGUCAUCACCUAAAAACGCACGUGCGGACCCACACAGGCGAGAAGCCUUUCAACUGUCCGAGUGACGGCUGCGAGAAGACUUUCAGUAGCCAGUAUAGUUUGAAGAGUCACAUUCGAGGUCACGACAAGGGACAGCCCUUCAGCGUCACCCUCGCUCACCCGCUGUCCGAAGAUGCAAAUCAUUCGCUGUGCCUCAGUGACUUAAGUCUGAUCUCGACAGACUCUGAGCUACGAGAGCAACUACACAAUGCACAGAAUUUGGACCUGAACAAUGUGACUCCUGUGAAAAUCUUUGAGCUCAUGUUCCAGAGUCCUGAAAAUAGUGUCAGUCAGGAUGAGGCCCGGCCUAGCGAAAGUCUCGCCGAACGCUUCGGCUUGGAAACCCCUACCCCGCCCACUGUGACCGAAGCACCAUCUAUGAGGUCUUUCUCUUUCACACCAGCCUCUUCCUCGUCCUCCUGCACGGCCACCAUCAUGGAGGCUCCUCCUUCCUCUCAGGCCCUCGUGCCUGCCUCCGCAGCCCCCUCCACCGUUCCCUCUCAGCCGCACACUUACUUGCAUAUCUCCGAGGGGCCCGUUCAGGCCUCCGUGCAAGCUCCGAACCAUGUCGCCCCACAGCACUACGUCGCGCUCCCGCCGGCAUUCAUCCAGCAGGAAACCACGGCCCAACCCUGUCCUCCGCCUGUCUCAACGGAGGCUCUGGCGCCACCCGUCGCGCCAAAUGUCACGAGCGCCGCCUCGGAAGCCCUGGCGGCUGUAGCCCAACCCGUGCCUUUGGCCGGUCACGCCAUCUCCGGUUCCGGACCCACUGCCAUCACUAUCGCGCCCACGCAGAACCUGCUGCAGCCCGGCCUGGUUAUGUCCGAUCAGAACCUCCAAUGGAUCCUGAGCAGCGCCACAAACACCCAGCAGAAUUCUGAACAGGCAUCACAAGGUGGUCCAAAAGUUGAGAAGGUGUUCUUUACUACGGCCAUACCAGUGGGAGGAAAUUCAGGCAGCUCUGUCCAGCAGAUUGGCUUGAGCCUGCCUGUCAUCAUCAUCAAGCAGGAGGAGUCGUGUCAGUGUCAUUGCGCCUGCAGGGACACAACUAAGGACAAGAACACGUCAUCCGCCGCCUCAGUGCAGCCACAACCAGCAGACACGACCCCGCCUCCUGCUCCGGCGCCACCUCAAGAUCCCACCCCUGCUAUCCCCUGUUGCCUCCCCAAGUCAUCCUCCAAGGUGGGUGAUAACAAUCCCUCCACCACUCAGACUUUCCCCCCACCGCCGUCGUCAUCAUCCUCGCACGGUCUGGCCAAUAUGGACGUGUCGGACUUCCUCGGGCUGCAAAGCCCAGAGACCGCCGCCAACAUCGAAGCCCUGCUGCUGGUCGCCGACGACUUCAACAUGGCCCUAGAAGGCAACCCUUAG